CAUGUUUCUCAGGGUCUCCUUUGUUUUGAGUUGAGCUGGAGCUAGAGAGACAGACCUAAAACAAAAAAGGCAGAGCAAGAGCACAAGCAGCUGCCCCAGUUCGCAGCACCAGCGAAUCUGCGGGAGGCAGGACUGAGAGCCAUAGCACUGUAAAGAAGACACUCAGAAAUCUUUUCUCAAUGAUUCUAUAGUCAACGGAUGUAACAAUGGUACUAAUACUGGGCCGCAGACUGAAUAGAGAGGAUAGCGGGGUCCGUGAUUCCCCUGCAACCAAACGUAAAGUUUUUGAAAUGGACCCAAAGUCCUUAUCAGGUCAUGAGUUUUUUGACUUCUCGUCAGGAUCAUCCCAUGCUGAAAGCAUACUCCAGAUCUUCAAUGAGUUUAGAGACAGCCGCUUGUUCACAGAUGUAAUUAUCUGUGUGGAAGGAAGAGAGUUUCCCUGUCAUCGAGCUGUUCUCUCAGCCUGCAGUAGCUACUUCAGAGCUAUGUUUUGCAAUGAUCACAGAGAAAGCAGAGAAAUGUUGGUGGAGAUCAAUGGCAUUUUUGCUGAAGCUAUGGAUUGCUUUUUACAGUACGUGUAUACUGGCAAGGUGAAAAUCACUACAGAGAAUGUGCAAUAUAUCUUUGAAACCUCAAGUCUCUUUCAAAUUAGUGUUCUACGUGAUGCUUGUGCCAAGUUCCUGGAAGAGCAGCUGGAUCCUUGUAACUGCCUGGGAAUCCAGCGUUUUGCUGAUACACACUCACUAAAGACACUCUUCACCAAAUGCAGAAAUUUUGCACUGCAGACAUUUGAGGAUGUUUCUCAGCAUGAAGAAUUUCUCGAGCUUGGGAAAGAUGAGCUCAUUGAUUAUAUUUGUAGUGAUGAGUUGGUGAUCAGUAAAGAAGAGAUGGUUUUUGAAGCAGUUAUGCGCUGGGUUUACCGUGCUGUUGAUCUGAGAAGGCCAGUGUUACAGGAACUUCUAACACAUGUGAGACUCCCUUUAUUACAUCCUAACUAUUUUGUACAGACAGUGGAAGUGGAACAGCUGAUUCAGAAUUCUCCAGAGUGUUAUCAGCUGCUGCAUGAAGCAAGAAGAUACCACAUACUUGGAAAUGAAAUGAUGUCCCCAAGAACUAGACCACGCAGAUCAACUGGUUAUUCUGAGGUGAUAGUCAUUGUCGGAGGCUGUGAACGAGUUGGGGGGUUUAAUCUGCCAUACACUGAAUGCUACGAUCCUGUGACAGGAGAAUGGAAGUCACUGGCUAAGCUCCCAGAAUUUACCAAGUCUGAAUAUGCAGUGUGUGCUUUACGGAAUGAUAUUCUUGUUUCAGGUGGAAGAAUUAACAGCCGUGAUGUGUGGAUUUAUAACUCUCAGCUUAACAUUUGGAUCAGAGUUGCUUCCCUAAACAAAGGCAGAUGGCGUCAUAAAAUGGCUGUCCUUCUUGGUAAAGUGUAUGUAGUUGGAGGGUAUGAUGGGCAAAGUCGACUCAGCAGUGUAGAAUGUUACGAUUCAUUUUCCAAUCGAUGGACAGAGGUAGCUCCACUUAAAGAAGCAGUGAGUUCUCCAGCAAUAACCAGCUGUGUAGGCAAAUUGUUUGUGAUUGGUGGAGGUCCUGAUGACAACACGUGCUCUGACAAGGUUCAAUCAUAUGAUCCCGAUACUAAUUCUUGGUUGCUCCGUGCAACUAUCCCCAUUGCAAAGAGAUGCAUAACAGCUGUAUCUCUAAACAAUCUAAUCUAUGUCGCGGGAGGGCUCACCAAGGCAAUUUACUGCUAUGAUCCAGUUGAGGAUUAUUGGAUGCAUGUACAGAAUACAUUCAGCAGACAGGAAAACUGUGGCAUGUCUGUGUGUAACGGCAAAAUCUAUAUCCUUGGUGGAAGACGAGAAAAUGGAGAAGCCACAGACACCAUUCUUUGUUAUGAUCCUGCAACAGGCAUCAUCACGGGAGUAGCAGCCAUGCCCAGGCCAGUAUCGUAUCAUGGCUGUGUGACUAUUCAUAGAUACAAUGAAAAAGGCUUUAAACUGUAAAGAAAGGAAAUCUUAUGAAAGAAUGCAGUGCCUUGGUACAGGACAGAAUUUCAAAGAUUCAUAAAAUGGGAAACUGACUUUUCCUUCAGUGUCAUAUGAAACUAAAUAUCCAUGUGCCUUUUAAAAAAAAUGUUUUCAGUUAAUUAAAAGGUUAAAAAAAAAUAUCUACAAACAUAUCCAGGACCCGUUCAGCCAUUUCUGGCAUGAUAGAAGUGAACUAAUAUUUACACAGUUUUCCCCUUUUUUGUGAUCAGUAAUUAAAAUUUGGGAUGUUGUGUAGGGAAUGUGCCUUCACAAAUAGCUGUGCCUAUAUUUUAAGGACUGAUGUCUGUAUUAUUUUUUCAGUUAUUUCAGAGUCUGUUAAUUGAAAAUAUUUAACCAAAUCGACCUACAAAAAAUGUGUUGGUUUAAAAGAGUGCAUAUCAUUCUGAUCAACAGGCAUGAUGCAGUGUUGUUGUAGCCAUGCUGGUCCCAGGAUAUUAGAGAGACAGAGUGGGUGAGGGCAAUAUCUUUUAUUGGGCCAACUUCUGUUGGUGAGAGAGACAAGCUUUUGAGAUUAUUUAGAGCUGAAGAAGAGUUCUGUGUAAGUUCAAAAGCUUGUCUCUCUCACCAGAAGAAGUUGGUCCAAUAGAAGAUAUUAUCUCACUCACCUUGUCAGAAUGAUGUUCUUUUAUCAGAAAAUUGCUUGGCUUACCAAAUAGACUUUUUCAUGAUCACCCACUACUAUAGAUUUUUUUAAAUGCAAUGAUUCAUAGGAAAUAAAUAUUAAAACCUUUGAGAAAUAAUGUUCCUCUGUAAAUUGAUAGGGAAUAGAGUGGCAUCAUGGUUGUUCUCUGAGCUACUGCAAAAAGUUGCAGUAACUAUUGUUUUCAUAAUAACAGACCUUAGUGUUGCUAAUAAUUUAUUAUAAGUCGUACAAAUAUUGGACUACAUGCAUAUGAAAAAAUAAUGACCCUUGCAGCAUAGGCACACUUCUGUGAAGCAGUUUUGUAUCCCAGUUCUGACCUCCUUGAGUUGUAGAGCUGAAGUCUGCUAGUUCCUGGUAUCAUUCUUUGCUAACUGCAAGGUACCUUUCAUCAUUCUACUGCAUGAAUAGACCCCUAGUCAAGGGGAUAUUCUAACUUCAUGAAUUCCACAGUGUAAACUCUGUGUUGAUAGAAAGAGCUAGGGACUACAGGCCUAACUCUGCUGUUUUAUAAAUUGAUCUUUGUGGUACCUCGUUAUGCGAAGUUCCAGGAUAUCUGCCAACUCUGCUUCUACAGAUUUCUUCAGACAAUCACAUUUUCCAGUGCUAUUGAGCUCCCAUAAACCCUAUAGGGGGCACGUGUGGACCUGAAAAUUUCCCCACUUCACCAGAACACUACCCAGGGACCCAUCCAUUUAACCAUGUGACUGUGUGAGGAGUAUAUUUUAACUUGUUUAGUUUUGAAGGCUUAGAGACUUCCAAAGUAUCCUCUGAAAUUUUGGCCCAUUGCUUUUCAAUGAAACUGAAAAUCUUGCUGAAGAUAUUCCUCCCAUUCCUGCUUAGAUCUCUAUAACAGAACUAUAUGUUUGUAUAGUUGGGGCACAAAUUCAUGAAACUGUACAUAGAGCUUUGGAGUUUGCAUGUGGAAGGGAUGCUCGCUCCUUGCACCAAUUUCCCACCAGAAGGCAGGAAGUUACACCAUAUCCUCUAUCCCCAUGAAGUUUCUCCUUACUUUAAGAACAUAAGAAUGGCCAUACUGGGUCAGAACAAGGGUCCAUCCAGCCCAGCAUCCUGUCUGCCGACAGUGGCCAAUGCCAGGUGCCCCAGAGGGAGUGAACCUAACAGGCAAUGAUCAAGUGAUCUCUUUCCUGCCAUCCAUCUCCAUCCUCUGACAAACAGAGACUAGGGACACCAUUCCCUUUGAACUUCUUUUAUGAGGAAUUCUGAGGAUAGCUGCCAGCCAGGAAAGCAGACAGUACUGGAGCAGAUGAACGCAAAGGGCCUCUUCAAGGACAACCCUAAUCUCUAGCAGACCCAGGAGAUUUAUGGGUUCUGAACUCUUUGUUCAGUCUGUAGGGAAUAGGAACAAACCACAUGUCUGGAACAUAAUCUGUUCUCCUUGGAAUUUCUUCUCCAUCUCCUUCCCACAAGUUUUCCCAUGAAAUAGGUAUUCUGGCUCUUGGCGUGGAAAUGACUCAUUUAGAGAGUCAUCAUUUUCAGUACCGAGUUACUGGUGACAUUAUAAAGGAGCACUGAGCAUUAACUGCGCAUUCUGCCUUUUCAUCUGUAACCUCAGGAAUGUAUGCAGAUACUGAGGUAACUAGUGAAUCAGUCCCUGAGUGUAUACACCCAGGUGGACCUAAAUUGGAAGAAAUGGAGUAGUGUAAGAAAAGUGAAUCAGAUAAAUUAAUCGUUUUUUGGAUUUCUUGGGUCCCUGUUCACCAAGCCAGACUUUGAAAAUAUAAUUCCAGCACCCGUGAAUAAGGUCCAUUGACAGCAAUGGUAGUUGCACAGUAACUGUUUUGUAGUAACAUGGUAAAUAGUUUGUGCCAUCAUUGUAAGUGAAAACAUAAUUAUGGAAGGAACACCUGAUUAGAAAUAAGAUAUUAAGAUAGAUUUCCAUUUCCCCCAACUUCCUUCCUUUUUGUAUUAAGAUACUGACUGUUGAUUGUUAUAGUAAUCUGUUCUGAAAUGUUUUUUAUUUAGUAGAUAUAUUAUAAUGUUAUUUGUGUGGUGAUUACUUUUUAUUUGUGUUCAUAAGACUCUGUAAAUACAAACACAUUGCUUUCCUUGUGUCUGAAGAUUCAGUUUAUAGUCUAGAAUGUUGUCUUUUCUAUGUUAACUGUUUACAUGUAUCUUAUUACUGUUACAUAUUAAUUUUGAAAGUAGCUGUUUACUAUACUAGUAAAUACAGACAUUUAGAUAUAGAAGAAACUUUUUUGCAUGCAGCUUUUUAGACCCUGUACCAGUAAUGGAAGAGUUAGUGUGUUGAGUAUAGCUAAAAUGGCAGAAGUAAUUUAUGCAGUAAUUCCUUUUUAAGUGAACAGUCAAUAUUUAAUAUUUUUGACUCAGUACAUAUAUAGUUGAAGUUAUCACCCAUUCUGUCAAAAUAAUAAUUUUUAAAAUGUAAAAGAAAACUACUUGUUAUUGAAAAUCUAACAUGUUCUAGAGGGAUCUAUUAUAUAUGGAGCCACUUUCUUGGGUCACUUGUUCUCCAAGACAUUUCAGUUAGGGACAGAUGGAUUCAAAGAUUCACCAUCAUGCAAACCCAUUUGAUUGGAUCUUACAUGCCCUGAUGGACACACAAAAAAAUCUACUUGCAUUCCUUGAGAGAAGAUACAGAAGUACCUUUCAGUAUAAUCAAAAGAUCUUCAUGAUGAAAAGUCACAACUUGUGCUAGCUCCCAGGGAAUGAGAUCUUCUCAAGGAUAUAAUUUCAAAAUAGCUAUGUUUGGGAAGCAGGGCAAAAUCUUUUCUAGCUAUUCCACCCAUUUAAAAACUCAGUGUGAAGUGUUUAUUUAAUAUUUAGCUAACAGAGAAAAGUAAUUUCCUUAAAUCUCAUAGCUUUAAAAGAAGCUAGAUUAAAUGUUUUCCUUCUGAGUUUUGAUGUUCAUGAGCUUUGUCACUCCACUUUUCGGAAUCUUGGCAUUGACUGAAAAGAACAUUGGUACUUAAUUGCAACUUGAUUUAAUUUAAGUAGUGCAUCCUAGGGAGGUCUACAACCUUUUGCUUUUAAACACAGCAUGCAUGACAUCAGUUUUAUAGUCAUCAGCACGUCGUGUUUCCUAGAGUCUAGUAGUUGCUCAUUUUCUGGUCAGUUCGCUCAUACCCCGUAUGCCUUCAGAGUAGGCUGAACUUGUGGGACCUCUUCCAUUUGUACCAUUGGAUAGUUCAUCUUGCAGUGUGUGCAUCCUAUAUGAUCCAAGGAUUAAGCACUGUGUUUUCUCUCCUAACAGUGGAAGUUCAACAUAUUACUGAUUUUUGCCUCAUGCGCUAAUACAACAGCAUUAAAAAUUGUUUUGAUAUUCUUACUCCAUGGUGCACAGAUACCUUUAAUUCAGGAGAUGUUGAUAUGGACUCCUCCUAUAUUAAUUCACCCAGAAUUUUUAUAGGGUUUUCAACACUCUGUAAGCUUCAGGGAAAGGCUGAUGAUGGAGGAAAAGGAAGUGUUCAUCUUCACAGAGGAGAAGUUCAAAGAGGAAACUUUGGACAUCUGUGCUUUAAAGCAGGAGACACUGGUGAUUGUUAGCUAUUCUCUAGAAGACAGACUGAGUUCACUGCCUUAUCUUGUGUGAUUAGUCAGGUUAUCCUGCUUAAAUUGAUAAGGUGCCAGGACACAAGAUGAGAAAUAAUCAAUUUCUUACUAUUUAAGACUCUUCUCCUCCUCCACAAUGUGUUGAUGGUGCACUGGACCUUCAUUGUUCCCUACCAUAAAGGGGAGGUGAUGGAGUUACAAACUAAUUCUCAUUCCAGUUCAGAAGAAAAUUAAUAGAAAGAAUCUGAAUAGAUGGGUGGGAGAGGUAACAGAUAAAUUCCAGUGCAUUCAUUUGAUAGUUGAGGUUGCUGUAACCAGGACUUUCUAGACACUCUUACAGUUCAUGAUCUCAGAUAUUGACUCAUUUAACAAAACAACAUCAUGUUUGGCAACUCGUUGUCUUCAGCUUCAGAGAAAAAGAUGCACAUGUUGAUAUGCUUGUGGUCCUUCUAGUGAUGAAGCUCAGGAGGGUUCAGUUUUCUUACUUGCUCAAUUUGGACAACGUUUUCUUUACUGUUGAAGGUGGCAAUCACCAAUUCAAGCAGAUUAUAAAACUUGCUAGACUUUGGCCUGGUCUACACUGGGUGGUGGGGGUGGGGGUCAAUGUAAGAUAUGCAACUUCAGCUACAAGAAUAGCGUAGCUGAAGUUGACAUAUCUUAUUUCGACUUACCUCCCAUCCUCACAGUGUGAGAUCGACGGCCACGGCUCACCUGUCGACUCCGCUUCCGCCUCUCGCCCUGGUGGAGUUCCGGAGUUGACGGGGAGCACCUUCGGGGAUUGAUUUAUCGAGUCUAGACGAGACGCGAUAAAUCGAUCCCUGAUAGAUCGAUCGCUACCCGCUGAUCCGGCAGGUAGUGUGGACAUAUCCUUUGUCACUCAGAAGCAAGGCAGAUGUUUUCAUUUGAACUUAUUCUUUUGCACAUGAGAAGGUACAAAUUAAAUUUGUUGGUGUGCCUGAUUAAAAAGUCUCUGUCCUAAGUACUGAAAGAGAAUCUGUUAGGCAAGGUAUAAUUUCAGGAAGAAGUUUGAUAUCUGGCAUGGAGCCAAAUAAUUAUAUUCACAUAUCUUGCAUACAAGUGUUUUGUUGUUGUUGUUUUUACAUAGUCUAGCCUUCAGGUAGCCUCAGUAAAAAUUCCCUGCAAUCUUAGCUUUUUCUGAAUGUCUAGAUUCAAUCAAUACUAUUGCAAAAAUAGAAGCCAGCCUUCCACUGUCCCUCCAGGCCAGAUCUGUCAGUCACGAGUUCUCAAGGCACUGACAACACAUGGCAGCAGUUUUUCAUAACUGAUGUUAUGUACAAGAGUCCAGGUAAUUUAGGAGUGUGUAUCCAUAGAUAACAUUGCCUGAGAGUUUUAUUUACAGGAAAUUCUCCUCUUUAUCAUAUCAUAAUGCUUCAGUCAAUAUUUUUAAUUAUUUGUGUGUAUGUAUUAUGUGUGUGUGAUUAGAUUUUCUGAUCAUUUUAUGAUAGUGCUUAUGAUGAUCUUUUACAAAAAUGAUAAAUAGGUAAAGCCACUGUGUGCUGCAUGUAGGUAGCUGUACUUAAGUGAUGGUGGCAGAUAUGUAAUUGCAGCUUCUUUUGUACCACUGGUUCCAAAGAAAAGAAUGUGUUUAAAGUUGCCAAAAUAUUUGUGCCUUGAACUCACUAAUAUUUCAUCUACUUUCAGUAUGAGCUUGUAUUGUUCCUCCCGAAUAUUUUGUGAAGGUCAGUUUUACUGCCCAGAACAGUAAUGUCCUUGUCAAUGACAGUAAUCUCUACAUUCAUUAAUUUAAAGCACAAUUAAAUCAAUUUAUGCAGAAUAUGUAAAUUUUGGGUUUUUUUAAAGUGAUGGGGGAUUUAAUUGUUGGGGGGAUGUAAUAGUGUGCUUUUUCCAUUCUCUAUUUUCUGUUUCCAGAACUCCCACUGUGACAAAGGAGAGUAAUGUUGCUGUUUUUAGCCAACUGUCCUUAAUGUGCACAGUGCAUUUUUUGUUAGUAUCUUAGUUCAGGACUUGGCUGAAAUUUCUGUCAGAAAUAUCUUGUUUAGGACAACACAUUUCCCGCUCCGCCCCCUUUCCUUCCCCUUCCACCCCAAAGUAUGUAAUAUGAAGCAACUGUAUAAUGCAACCUGGCAAUAAGUGAGACUAAGAGACUUGAAUACAAUGUAUUGGUAUUCAUUUCAUAUGAGUGAGCACAUGACACAAGUGUCUAUUCUCCUUUCAGUGCACACCCACAUAAUAACUUUGAGUCAUAUUAAUAGGCGUUACCUCUCCAGCGAAAGAGAAUACACCCACUAAACAACAGAUAUACUUUCCUCACCUGGGGUUAUGUUUUGUGUUUUCCUUUUUGGAAGCAGUUCAUUGUUGUUGUUGGGUUUUGUGGGGGGAAGGGGGAAGGGGGUGUUGGCCAGUUUCCUUAUGUACAGAACAUUAAAACAUUUUGUUCCUCCAAGAGCUAAUGUCAUUUUCAGGAACAAAUUGGUACAGCACAAAUCAGAUCUGAACAAAAGUGCAGACCACUUAACAUGUACCAGAAUCAGCUGAAUAUUACCUUGCACAAAGCCAGUUUUAGAGAUCUUCACUUUAUGUUGGCUGUGGAAAAAGAUGCCUUUUUGUAAUGUAGCACAGAAUUUCAAUAACAUGUUAUGUACUUGUUCUAUUUAAAUGUAUUUCUUGCAUAAUUCUUUUUUAAAAAAAUUAAGUUCAGUGUAUCUAAUAAACAUUUGUCUUUUGAA
Messenger RNA from Mauremys reevesii (Reeves's turtle), 8936 nucleotides. RefSeq names its product kelch like family member 24 (gene KLHL24). Lineage: Eukaryota; Metazoa; Chordata; Testudines; Geoemydidae. Gene Ontology annotation, molecular function: protein binding. The coding region runs from base 207 to 2009 and encodes 600 amino acids. The record is from RefSeq and is a predicted model, not a curated record. The transcript has 7 exons.